Zophobas morio is the source of this 776-nucleotide messenger RNA. It is a transcript of the gene thoc7, whose product is annotated as THO complex subunit 7 homolog. NCBI's taxonomy places the organism in Eukaryota, Metazoa, Arthropoda, Insecta, Coleoptera, Tenebrionidae. Gene Ontology annotation, biological process: mRNA processing. Bases 101 to 751 code for a protein of 216 amino acids. Gene Ontology annotation, cellular component: THO complex part of transcription export complex. The record is from RefSeq and is a predicted model, not a curated record. The transcript has 2 exons.
CUGCAAUUGGCACUAUUGACACAAAGUGACACUUGCAGACAUUAUCAACAUAACCUAAUUAUCAAUCUUUAACCCUAACACCGAAAAUAACAUCAGUUUAAUGAAAGUAAAAGAGAAACGUAGCGCAAUGUCGGACGAGGACAUAAUUAAGCGAAAAUUGCUGAUCGACGGCGACGGGACAGGGGACGACAGGCGACUGAACGUGAUAUCGAAAACCCUCAGAAAAUGGGCUAAUUCAACUGAGGAGUCCCCGCUAGAAAACCAAGCAACCCAUGACAAGUUAUUAGCGCAGUUAAGUUUGUGUGAAUACUCAGUGAAGCGGUCGCAAUUACUUACAAAAACGACUGCAAAACAGCUUGAAAACUACAAAAAGAUAUAUGAAAAGUUUGAGGAACAGAUUAAUGAAGUGAAGGAGUCGAUUAAACAGAACAAAGAUAAUUUAGUUCAAGCUAAAAUUUGGAAGCAGAAUCAUAUGAUGUAUGACUUGUUGGCACAAAGUAUUGCGGAGCAGCCGGCUCGCAAGGAGACUAACUUAAGGUUGUCUAAUUUGCAAGCCGAGCUUAAGGAGCUUCACCGGGAGAAGGAGCUUUUGGAACAGAAGCUGGACAUGAGGAGGAAGCAGUUCCAUGUUUUGGUGUCCAGUGCCAGUAAAUUGCAAGCCAUGUUGGAGGAGGCUGAUAAUGAUUAUAAUAAUAGUAGUUUGUUGGAGGACGUGGCGGAUAGUACAGGUCCUGAACCAAUGUCAGAAUGAGGAUGUAAUUAAAUACUUAAGUCAC